Messenger RNA from Pocillopora meandrina, 1834 nucleotides. NCBI's taxonomy places the organism in Eukaryota, Metazoa, Cnidaria, Anthozoa, Scleractinia, Pocilloporidae. The record is from the annotation of a GenBank genome assembly.
AUGAAACUUUUGUUGAUCAGCUGUUUCCUUCUUGGAGCCGGUACAGCCUCUUACCUAGCGGAAAAGCGGGAAGGUAUUGGAUCAAAAUUACGAGAGCAUGAUUAUUUUUGUCCGACCAUUCCUUUUUCUAUUAGUCCAAUGGAGUUUCUUUUAUUAAGUACUCUUUUUUUCCUUACCUAGAUGCUCCUCUGAGUGAGGAUACAGGUCACUUUAAGAGGCUACUUAGCUACUUUUUGAAGCCUGAUUAAAAAAAAGUUUUCCCCGAAAAGAAAAGAAUACUCAUAGGAAUUAUCUUCAAUACAGUUCUCACGAGUGUGGAUAAGAAAGCAACUCUCCUUGGAAGUGUCGAGACUCUCCCCAUUUAAUUACCGGUCUGGUUGUUUUCAAAUGAAAACCAGCGUACUCUACUUUGAUUUUCACCUUUAAUCAGUUUUUUUUGCCUUCUUUUUCCCCCUAAAAUAGCACAAGAAGUUGAAGAUCUGAAUGACGAAGACUUCGAGACUGCCUCUGAUAAAUUUGACGGGGAGAAUGAUGAGGAGCCGGAAAAUGAAGAUGAAGCAUUUGAAGAAUUAAGAGAUGAAGAAAACGAGAAGGAUACUAAGGAAUUAGAAGAAAUGAACGAUGAAGACGAAGAGACAGGCAAGUGAUGAUCCUGCUAACCGAGUUCUGUCUCCACUUCGGAGAUGAGAUCCAAGUUAUAAUGUCAAUGACGAGAGUUUGGAAUUUUUCUUCUCAUUGGGAAGAAACUCGUGAAAGAACAGUUUAGGAUAAACAGGGAUGAUUUUAAUGAUCAUUUUCUGCAUCGAGCAAGUUCUUUUAGCAGGUUUUGGUUGACAACAGUUGAAAGUUAGCAUGAAAUGUAGUAUGGGAAGGAACAAAAGCUCAACUCUUGCGAGGUUUUUGUUUUACUCGCACAUAAGAAAGAAAGAGAAGAAUAUUGCUCACUACACUGAUUAUACCAACAGGAUCCAUAUAAUGUCUGAAUUUGUCUUAUCAUAGGGAUUACCGGGUGAUUUACUUCUUUGGAAAAAAAGAUCAAUUACGUGGGACAAGAUGACACAAUUAUCAAUGAAGUAAACUGCGAGAAAAGCACUUUCUAACCAGAUGUUAUGAUUUUUGUUCCAUCAGGUGAAGAUGAAGUUUCUGAGGAUCCAAGACCGGUGCCAAGAAAGUCAAAAAAGAAAUAUGGUAAAGUUAUUCAACAUUUCUUGAUCUUAUAUUUUGAUUUAUGAUCCAUGAAACGUUCUUGCUCCCGCACAAUUGAUAUUCGGUCAGGUGGCCGAAUAUCCCCUGCUAAAACUGGGCAUAGUCAAGGAUAUCACGCAACCGAUAGCUUUUAAUUCAAGAAGAUAUAGCAGAAAAUGGGAAUUAUCUGUUUGUUCAUAAAAUCGUAGUGGAGAACGCUCAAAAGAAACAUUCGGCGCGCGCUGCCAAAUGUUUGAAGGAUAAUAGUUACAAAGCCUAUAUUUUACGCAAAAAAUACACUCGUAUGUUUGUCCUUGGACAUUAUCUGUUCCUCCAAGCUCUCAGGUUUCCUCGAGCUUCGCUUUCGGAAACUGUUCGCGUCUUGGAACAGAGAAUGUCCGAGGAUAAACAUUCCUGUAUAUUUUUACGCCAAGUAGAGGCUAUUGUUUCCAUCUUGCUAAGAUAUAACUAUAAUAUCAGACAAUUAUCUUGUAAAAUAUGGAGAGAAAUGUUAAUGAAUGGGCCCUUUGUCUGAUUCUGAGAUUUUUAUGUUCGAUAAUCCAUCGUUUGAUAUAAUGGUCUAAAGUAUUUUUUUUCGUGAUUAUUCUAAGGUUAUUUGUAUUGGAAAGGAAAAGGCUACCGCAAGUAC